GUGGAAAUUAACAAAUUAUAUGGCAUUAAAAAACGAAUAAUUACUAGUAUGUAAUGCAUGUUUCAAUUAAUCAACAAUUAAUUACACAAUCAAACAUAAAAUUGACAGUUUACGUCAGCGGUUAUUUUUCUCAUAGUCUUUGUUUUAUUUCGUCUUCGACCUAUGGAUUUGGAGUCAACAGAUAACGGGGGGAAGGAAUUACACGAUGCAACAUCGGGUCAGGAAGUGUCCGAACGUUCCAGCUCCAUAUUCAGGGACGUCACAUACAUGCCGAUCAUGCGAUCAAUCGACGUUCUUUGGCUGCACGACAGAAACCAGAACAAAAUUGAUUUGACCAGCACGUUCCUGCGGCGAUCCGGAUUCGACAUGGCCCAACUGUCGGCCGUCGAAUACGCACACAAGUACUUACGCAACAAGGAAAUCGUCGAAAACGACUACCUCAGUCCUUUCGGACUUCCCGACUUCAUUCGGUGUGCCACUAAUUUACUAUUGGGCUAUGACAGUCCAGCCAUAAUGGAGAACAGAUUUCUGGCCAUCCAGACGCCAUCAGGCACAAUGGCAAUGAGACUGGCUGCCGAGUAUUUACUGAAAUUUCGAGACAUUAAAAAUGUUUACAUUUCAAGUCACACCGCCCAUUUCAGUAAGCACACUUUCAAACAAACGGGCUUUACAAAUAUCCAAAUCUACAGAUAUUGGAACACCAAAAAAAUGAAAUUUGACUUUGAUUAUUUUGUGGAAGAUAUUAGCAAGGCUGAAAAGAACUCGGCGAUUAUUUUUCAGUCGUGUGGGUUCGAUGGAUGUGAUCCUUCGAAACAUGAAUGGAGUCGCAUUGCGCAGUUGCUGAAGGAAAAGGGAAUAUUCCCAAUAUUCUCUUGUGGUUGGCAAGGCUUUAUAACCGGUGACUUGGACAUGGACGUGUGGUCAGUCCGGUACUUCGUUGAGAACAACAUCGAAAUGAUUUGCAUCCAACAGUUUGGUAGAAACUUCGCCCUUUACAGCGAAAACGUCGGAUGUCUAUCGUUAAUACUCCCCCACCAAAGUCAAAUCAUGUCGACCAAACUUCAACUCUACCUCCUCGUCCUAAGUUUAUACAACACACCGUCGAGCCACAGUGCCUCCGUGGUGGCCUACGUGUUGAGUAACUUUUGCCUGAAAAACGAAUGGAUACGGUCGUUUCAGCAAAUCACCAAACGAAUCAAAAUCAUGCGCAACCUUCUCAGGUCGCUAAUCGAAUUGUACGAGGUGCCCGGCGAUUGGUCCAUGCUGACGGAACAAAGGGGAUGGUUCACCUAUACAAAUUUCACUGCCAAGCAAAUAUUGUACCUGCGGGAGGUGCAUCACGUGUACCUAGUCAAGAAUGGAACCAUGUGCAUGGCGGGGAUCAAUCCGCUGAACGUCGAAUACAUUGCUCGUGCACUCGGGGACACUUUCAGAACGUGUCUUAAAGAUUGAAGUUUACUUAUUCUUAUUGUAAAUAAUAAUAAUAUUUACAAUUCGCAA
Molecule: messenger RNA, 1500 nt
Organism: Aethina tumida (small hive beetle)
Lineage: Eukaryota; Metazoa; Arthropoda; Insecta; Coleoptera; Nitidulidae
Product: aspartate aminotransferase, cytoplasmic
Exons: 3
Coding region: 163-1452 (429 amino acids)
Biological process (GO): L-aspartate biosynthetic process
Cellular component (GO): cytosol
Molecular function (GO): pyridoxal phosphate binding; L-aspartate:2-oxoglutarate transaminase activity
Source: RefSeq, a predicted model, not a curated record